CAGUGGUCCGGCGUCUCAGAGGAGUUUGAGUGAGUUCGAGUGAGGGUGAUAUGGCUUAGAGAUGCAGUUUCGGAAAUCGAACGUUAUGUUCGACGCUGGGCAUUCGUUGCAUUCCAGUUUGUCGUCUGGAAGCUCGGAGAAACGCGGAUGGUGGAAGGGUAUUCAUCACGAGCUCAUGUCCCUCAUGAAAAAACCUCACUUGGUUCAUCGGCUAACGAAGAGAAUCGUACAUUUCGCCAGCAGAGGCUUGAAACGGCGGUCCAGCUCGGUAUCAGACCUGAGUUGUAGGAGAAGCCCACGCCGCCUCAAUCGGAUGGCGAAGCGACGAAUCGAGGAUAUCGAUGCGAUAAACCCUCAAACCCAAUGCGACGAUGAUGAUCAUCAUGAGGAAAAUAACGUUGUGCUGAACGCCAGUCCCUGUCGUAGCCUACGGAAACGACGGAAAACGCCUCUGCGUGCGAUCCAGCACAUCAUUGGCGAGCCUCAGAAAUCCGCCGAGGCUUGCAGUGAAUCGAUGCCCGACGUUCCCAUCGGCUGCUCAGAAAGUGACGCUCAACCUCUGCCGAGAUGUUAUGUAUUACUCGAGAGACGCCUCCGAGUCGCCGAAGGGGAAACCUCAAAUCGCGCGACCGACAACGUCGAUCCACAGCAAGCGAAUCGCGAGGAUGAUUCGAACUCCGAAAAAGCCGGUCAAGAUGCCGCGGAAAAGGCCGACGAAGAGACAGUGAACAGCAACAACGAUGUCGCUUCCCCCCAGAGUACCGAGCCAACGGACACGCUAAAGCCGGAGCAGCGAACACCAAAGCAUCCUUCAAGCAUGAACUCGAGCCCAGAAUCCUCCGGAGACGAGUGCGUGAGCCCCUUCAGCAAGGUGUUCAUGAAGCAUCAGAAGUGCGAGCCCCUCGAGUCGGACACGGAGCAGUUCUGGGCUGAGCGGAGGGAGUUGCGGAGGGAAGUUGACUAUGAGAGAGAAGCCAGAGAGCUGUUGGGACUGGAAGCCGACUUCUCAUCUCCGCUGCCGAAGCGGAACUCUGUGGAAACAUCGAGCGACGUAUCAUCCGACUCUUCCCAAUCUCGUCUGGAGCGGUCUCCGUCGAGCUCUGCGUCGGGCAAGAGUCCGUGUGAGCGACAGGGCAGCCGUCGCCGGAGUUCUGCACAAUUCAAGAGCUUCCGAACUGAAACGCCGAAUCGGAAUGCUCAAAAAAUCCCCAAAUGGCAACAAGUCAAAGAAGUGGCCAUCAAAGUCAGCAGGAGCGGGCGUACGAUAAAGCCCAAGCUAGACGAUAGCUUUCUCUGA
Molecule: messenger RNA, 1297 nt
Organism: Galendromus occidentalis (western predatory mite)
Lineage: Eukaryota; Metazoa; Arthropoda; Arachnida; Mesostigmata; Phytoseiidae
Exons: 4
Coding region: 62-1297 (411 amino acids)
Source: RefSeq, a predicted model, not a curated record